Molecule: messenger RNA, 2613 nt
Organism: Plasmopara halstedii
Lineage: Eukaryota; Oomycota; Peronosporomycetes; Peronosporales; Peronosporaceae
Product: Zinc finger, RING/FYVE/PHD-type
Exons: 1
Coding region: 1-2613 (870 amino acids)
Molecular function (GO): lipid binding
Source: RefSeq, a predicted model, not a curated record
AUGACGCGUACUAUUCUGCGUCACGCGGUUCCACAAGCGGCCUCGCCCAAAGUAGCAGCAUCCAAGACAUACUCGGAAUCUGCGCUACCACCAGUCGAUAAGCUUUUUCCACGUUCUGAUCUAGAGCCACGUAUGAAAAAACACUUGGUGCGUGUAGCUAAUGAAACAUCUAAUGCAUUGAUCCGAGACACACUUGGUCAAGGUUCGUAUAGCAGUAAACAGUGGCGACCUGCACAGCGAUCACGAAGCUCUGCCGGUAGUAUUAACGUAUUACAUGGUCAAAAUCGAGGUGCAAGAGAUGUUAAAGAUGCUACGUGCGUACGAGCUGUAAGUGAUGACGUGCAUGCGAGUAUCGAAGAGUUUGCGCUAUUGUUCAAGCUAGACUCAAGUCGUGAAGCAGCUGACCAUUUGUUGCUCUUUAACGCGGACUUAAUGCAACAUGCAACUUUAUAUACACUCGUAGCACCCUCUGGUGAGCAGCCACGACGGUAUGUGGGCGUUAAGUGGGCGCUUGUUGCGUCGCCAUCGCGAUUUUUUCGAAAUCGUGAUUUUUGCUAUCUUGAGUGUCAAAAAGAAUUUACAGAUGCCAAAGGACGACGUGGUUGGGUACGAUCGUUGCAUUCAUUAAAGCUACCAUGCUGUCCAUCACUUGAGAAAGAACAUGGCGUUGUACGUGCGAGUAUCUACCGGUCGGGACUUACGGCUGUCGAAACGGAUGAACCGGGUGUACUUAGUGUCACGUAUACAGUUGAGCUUGAUUUAAAAGGGCGGAUGGCGUUGGAAUUAUUACAGCCUGGAUUUGUCGCUCAGCGUGUGGCAGCACUAGCCACGGUGGACAAGCUCUUGCAGCAACAACGUUUAAGUAGUAGUCCAUUGCUAGGAGAUUUGGAUAUUCCAGCGAAAAAACGCAUGCGUGGCAGCUGCAACUUAUGCUUUCGAGAAUUUGUAACGACAGGAGGAAUUCGAGAUACAUUUGCAGCGAUUACGAAUAUGUCGACAAAAUCUAAGCGCUAUGUUUGUCGCAAGUGUGGUGAAGGUGUGUGUAAACGAUGUAGUGAUGACUGGUGGCUUGAUGUGCCAGUGGUUGGACGUACAAAAGUUCGUAUAUGUACCGUAUGUUCCGCCGAAGCUAAACACUCACAUAUCUCAGCACAUACGAUACGUGCUGGUACAUGUCCAGUGCAAGGACAUGACAGAGAACCGACAACGGAGGUAGAAGGUGUGACUCAUCCAAAUUUAUUGGACUUACCUCUGCGAGCCAGAGGACGUUCAUUGUCGUUGCUGGAUCGAUCAAGUGAUGUAGCAGCUUAUUAUGCACAACAAGAGGAAAUUAAACGAGACUUAGAGAUCCGUGCGACAGAACUAAAUCGACGUGUAAAAAUUUGGGACGAGAUGCAAAUGUACAAUCGAGACACAGGUCUACUUUCCGACAAACAGCAAAAUGAAAUUUUACAAGAACAACAUGUUCGUGAGAAACGACGCGUGUAUGAGGCAAAGCACCCUUUAAGAGUGCCUUCCUCGAGAAUGGUGGAACAGGAAGAAGAAAAAGAGGAGCCGGAAGCCGAGUUAGGACCGCAACAUGGCCGGUAUCGAAGUGUCUCUACGAGUGAGAAACCAGAGUUAUCAAGUCUUGAACGGUACCCUUCGUUCAUGUCGUCCGAAUUGAGUGUAAGUAAUGCCAGCGAUCAUGAAGAAGACGAUUUUAUUCGGCUCACCGCUGAUACUGGCAUGCGACUGUCUUCAGAAUUCUGCGACAGUAAUAUAUCUAACUAUAAGGAACAUGAUAAUUCGGGUGAGAUCCGUACUACUACGGAUGUAACACGCUGGUGGCAACAUCAACAAGCCACCAGCGAAUCAAGCGCACAGUCAAAUGUCCAUCCACAAAAUGCUACCACUCCCGUGGUGAACUUUGCAGCUCUUAGCAUCAAUGAUCGCGGGGCGCAAAUCAAUAUCCAAAAACCACUACAAAAACGGCGUGCACCGGCGGCUCCUUUAACAACACAGGAACAGGACUUGGCUGAUUUAUACCACUGGAAGCAAGAGAUUUUAAUCGAAAAUCGACAAAAGCACUUUGAUAUCGUCAAGCACCGACAACAAAUGCAGGAGUUUGAAGAACAGGCGCGCUAUCACGAAGAACAGGCUCGUCGUCAGCAGCAGCUUGAUUUUGAGGAGAUGGCUCAGUAUCAAGAGGAGCAGCUUCGUCGUCGAGGUGAAUCGCUCGAUGCGCCUGUGUGCUCACCUGAGAUUCCGCAACGUGUAUGGCAUCAACCAAUUCAGCAGCGUCAUCAUGAAUUGGAUUGUUUGCAAUCUUGCCAUCAUCAAUUACGUGAUGAUGAGCGACCAAGCAGUAGCCAAUUUGUCACUGGUUCUAGUUCCUCUGACGUCGCGAAGGAAAAACAUCUACAGAAUCAGCGGCAGCAACAUCUCGCGGUCGCUUCUGAGCGCAACGAGGAGUCUUGUCCUCGUUUGAACAGUGCGCCUGAUGAGACUUCUGGGGAUGACGUUGAGCAUAUGGAAACGUCUCAGGGUGAGUGGGUUCCGAUUGACGAAGCGCUCGCUAGAAGAGCGACUUCUGACUUUGCUUCGAUUGUGAGCUCGCCUUUACAUGGUUAA